CGAAGCCGGAUGAUUACUGAUCGAUGAGCGGAUUUCGAAAGUUUAGUGCGAGUCAGAGUGCUUCGCUGGGUAAAAGCGUCGGAAACAGGGAACCAAGCCCUAGCCAAGCUGUUGCUUCAGGAGCUAUCAAACGGGCAACUCUUUGGGAAAAAAUCGGCAGGGUAUCGCAGCUCCGAUCCAGGCUCACCAGAGAAAGGGAAGAGGAACCAUCGGAGCCUAUGGCCGUCGUUAUGGAACCAUGCACUCGGACAGGCUAAGAUGGUCGAUGAAGAUUUCUUGAGACGGAACCGAGUAAGGACACGACCAAUUUCACACUACCAAUAUUGAUGUACAAUUUAAACUUGAUGGUCGAAAUGUGCGAACAAGAUUUCGAUAAACAGAAAUGUUCUGCUAAGGACAGGGAAGAGCAGCUGGAAAUUGAGGAAGAAAAUCUAAUUCUCAUUACCCAAUUCGGAUAGGAUGACAUCCAGACUUUGGAGGGAGCGCUCGAGUUGGUGAAGGCUUUAGUAGAACCGGAAGAUGGUUCAGUUUCACUAGAAGAUUGUGAGAAGAUCUUUUAUCCAAAUCCAGUGUAAUUAUCCUUCCGAGUACAAGGAAUUUGGCUUAGCAGAUUUAACUCCAGAUGUAGUUUCCCCGCUCAAAGCAGCGAGAUUGAAAAAAAUGGAACCCGUUUAUUGAUCCCACACGCCGUUUAGAACUUAUCAAAAGCUACCAUUCAAUCCUUGUUUUCAAUCAAUGUUUUCAGUUUACAUUGAAGUACUAACUGUAUUAGAACGAUUUUUGAGAUGAGCUGAAAAGUGAUGAAAAUGCAUAUGGGAUAGUCUUGCGAACAGUGUUAGUUAGUGUGAACAUCUGAAAACAGCUGUUUUAUUUCGUUUUCGGUACGUACACAGAGUAUUCAUCAAUCGAGCCAACAAUUUGCCGAUUGCUUUUGUAAAUAUGCGGAAUCCUAGAAUGAGCUACGUAUUUCGUGACAGUUUUUCACGAAAGAAGGUUUUACGAAAGAAACAAGGCAAAGUGACCAAACGCAACGUUACCAUUCCUUCGUUUUUGGGUCCGCAAACCCUGCUCAGUACAGAGAUUCAAUCAAGUUCCGGAUCGAAUGUUUUUUCUGACCCUAAUACUAAUAUCCGCCCAGAAGUCAAAGACUCAAAAAAUGAGGGCCAAUGUCUUGAAUUAGAUAAUACAUCUUCUUCCCAGUACCUCCAGAAUAUGGAAUCUAUGAACAUAGAUUCAGAGUCAGAAAGUGUACUGCACGAGGAAAAUUUUAAAAGUUCUUCGAAUGAAACUUUGGGAACUGAUGAAGAAACGCCCGACAAUGAUAUCUAUCAUCCAGGUUUAAACGUCCGUAAAACAGAAAUAUUAUUCAUGUUAAUGAAUAUAUUCAUUAAACAUAAUUUGACGAACUCUGCUCUAGAGGAUAUAUUAUCGAUGCUGAAUAUCAUCCUUGGUUCUGACAUGCUACCAAAGACGUUCACCAAAUUCAGUGAAUUUUUCUCGAAAAAUGCAUUUUCGCGUCACUACUUUUGUGAGGUUUGCAUAAAAUAUAUUGGAACCGAAAAAACAAAAUGUUACAAAUGCGACAAAGAAAAAUUACAUUUCUUUAUUACCUUUGAUGUUGUACAAAAUUUGAAAGAUGUUCUUCUCAAAAAUUGGGAAAGUUUUGAAUUUUUUUGGCGCAAUAACAUGAACCACACUAAAACAACCGAUAUGGUGACUGCCAAAGUAGUUCAAGAGCGCAAGAGAACUGACAAUAACAGUAUAACUCUGAGUCUGAAUACGGAUGGUUUCCAUUCCCUGGAAGCUAUCCGUUAUGGAUCGAAAUAA
Uranotaenia lowii is the source of this 1827-nucleotide messenger RNA. RefSeq lists its product as uncharacterized. NCBI's taxonomy places the organism in Eukaryota, Metazoa, Arthropoda, Insecta, Diptera, Culicidae. The coding region runs from base 940 to 1827 and encodes 295 amino acids. The transcript is spliced from 5 exons. The record is from RefSeq and is a predicted model, not a curated record.